Molecule: messenger RNA, 1637 nt
Organism: Spathaspora passalidarum NRRL Y-27907
Lineage: Eukaryota; Fungi; Ascomycota; Pichiomycetes; Serinales; Debaryomycetaceae
Product: membrane insertase
Exons: 1
Coding region: 25-993 (322 amino acids)
Biological process (GO): protein insertion into mitochondrial inner membrane from matrix; mitochondrial respiratory chain complex IV assembly
Cellular component (GO): mitochondrial inner membrane
Molecular function (GO): membrane insertase activity
Source: RefSeq, a predicted model, not a curated record
CAGUUUAGCAAUAGAGUACAGCACAUGUUUAGAAGCACUAGAAUAGGGAUAUCUCUAUCUCAAAGACGAAUAGUACAGAGACGACAGUUUUCAUUUGAUUACCAUGCGGUGAUCGGUUCUAUGACGGAAGCUGUUCAAUUAGCCCAUACCUAUACUGGAAUCCCAUGGUGGGCACUAAUACCCUUGACUACAUUCACUCUCCGUUCAGUAUGGACCAUGCCAUUGGCAGUCUUGCAAAGAAGACGAAUUCAGAAGCAAAGUGAAUUGAAACCAAUUGUAAGUGCAACUACUCCCGUUGUGAAAAUGAGCUUGGCCAAGAAAGCCCAGACAGCCAAAAGAGAAGCCGACAAGGAUACCAGUAUUAUUUCACCUAUACAAUCCCCAUUAGCUUCCAUGACAUACGAGCAAAUAUUAAUCUUGAGUUCAAAGGAAACCAGAAAAAGACAAAAGGCAUUAUUCAAAAAACAUAAUGUGGAAAUGUGGAAGAAUUUUAUCUUGCCAGCAUUUCAAAUCCCACUUUGGAUUGCCAUGUCGUUAACCAUGCGUGAUUUAAGUGGUUGGACCACUUGGGAUAAUGUCAAAAACAAAGCUCUUGAUCCAACCUUAUACGAGGAAGGAUUAUUAUGGUUUCAAGAUUUAAGUGUGGCCGACCCCAUGCAUGCAUUCCCAUUGUUACUCGGUGUAAUAACGUUGUGUAAUGUGGAAUGGACCUUCAAGACCUUGGAACUUUCCAGACUUACACCAAGAAACAAACUUAGACCAACAUUGACUUCGUCAAUCUCAAAUGUUGCCAGGAUGUCCGUGGUGUUUAUGAUGGCUAUUUCAUUACACGCACCUGUGGCUCUAACGUUGUAUUGGGUAAGCUCCCAGGUUUAUUCCUUGAUCCAGAAUAUUAUUAUGGACUUGACCAUGCCAAUUACAUUCACGCCAGUCAAGAGAUUGAAUUGGCCAAAAUCCAAGAGUGAAGAUGCUGUUGAUAUUAUGAAGAAGUAAACUUUUAUAUGUACAUAGUAAUACACUUGUUUAUAGUACCACCAAAAAUCGUGCAAUUCCAGACAACCAAAAUUGUCGCACCCAUCAUUCCCAGUUGACACCAACUUGAAAGCACAACAACCUGUUCUUUCUUACUACUACGUCGCUCCAAUGUUUGAUUUAAAACAGAUUCGUAGAGCAAGUAACCAAUUGUACUCUGACAUAAUAGCAGAGUUCUCAGAAACGCGUGGCAAAUACGAUAAUGACAGCAAAACAUUCCAAGAACUAAACCAAUGGAGACUACAAGAACUACCAGAAACACUAGCACAAAGACUCGAAGAUACCAAGUCAAUCUGGUUGACUAAGGACGAAUUGGUCUUGUUGAUGGAUUGGAAAUUGGCCAACGGGAAAUUCAGAGCAACCUUACCCAAAUUGAUUAGAUCAAAUGAUGAACUGACUGUAGAAGCAGUAACAAAGCAAGGAUUUCAAAUAUGGUUAACAUUUAGGAGAACAACAGGAACUAAUGACUUAUGGGAUGAUUUUGCUUACAAAGGCAUGAUAAAGUCUUCAUUCAAGAAGUUGUGCGAAUUGAGAGGGGUAGGUCCAGCCACGGCCAGUUUGAUUUUGAGUCUUAUCCAUAAAAUAGACAAGAAAUGGGCCCCACC